Molecule: messenger RNA, 2025 nt
Organism: Ectocarpus siliculosus
Lineage: Eukaryota; Phaeophyceae; Ectocarpales; Ectocarpaceae
Source: the annotation of a GenBank genome assembly
AUGACAAAACCGAAGGGCAGGAACAAGCCCACCGGCGGUGUCGGUGGACGCGAGACGAAGGCGAGAAAGAGAGCCAAGACGGCAGCGGCGAGAGAUGCUUUGGCCCUGGACAGACGCAGCGCUAAGCUUGAGCAGGAGCGUGCAGCACUCGCGUCGGAGAUGGCGCAGAGAGAGCAAGCGCUCAGAGCGAAGGAGCAAGCGCUUAGAGCGAAGGAGGCGGCCUUCGCCAAGAAGGAGGAGGCAGCGGCGCGCGCCGCUGCGCAGCGGGAAAAGCGUGAGCAGGAAGAGGUUGAGCGCGUCGAAGCGGCAGCUGCUGCUGCGGCGGAGAAGGUGGCUCAGGACCUGAACUACAUGGACACAUCUGUGCACGAGGUGAAGCCGAAGAAGGGCGAGGUCUGGACCCACUUGCAGUCAAGGAUGGUCCUCAUGCUACUCUUCGACCUCCGCAAGGAAGGUCGCUCUGAGAACGAGGCAGUGUUGCAGGUGGCGCGCACUUUCAAGAUCGGCCACGACAAGGUCAGGCGCAUCAACAACCACUGGUGGGAUCACCGCCAGUUGUACGAGACCACCGCCGCGGGGAGAGGCAAGAUGGCAAAGGAGGAUGAUGGGCGACGCCGCCUCACCGAAGUACAAGCAGAUCAACUUCGCGAGUUCAUCAACGACGAGCACAAGGCCGGUCGUCAAGUCUUUCGCCGCACGGUGGCAGAAUGGGUGCACAGGACUUGCAACAUGGAGCAGCCGUCCAACCGUUCGGUAGGAGGGCUGCUGAGUAGGCUCGGCUACAAGCGUCGUAGAGGCAGGAUCAAAACGCCGCCGUUGAACGCCGAAAGACUUGCUCGCAUUCGUCGGUUUCUUGUUGAGAUGGACAUGGCAAAGAGGGCAGAGGAUGCUGGGUUAGCAGUGAUCGUGUACAUGGAUGAGAGUUUUGUCCACCAGGCUCAUGGUUCCCCGUAUUCUUACUUUCCCUCGGACGAGAAUGGAGUUGUGCAGGAUGGGAUUGGUCGCACAACGGGGAAGGGCUUGCGCAUGAUCAUGGUGCAUGCAAUCACGAAAUGGGGGCCGUUGGCUAAGUUUUGUGAUGGGUUUCCGAUCGAAGAGGGCUGGUUCAAGGAAACGGGUAGCGGCAAGAAGAAAAUGGAAGAUGAGGAGACAGCAGAGUUUCUGUGGCAGGCUAAGUUGGCAAAGGGCGAUUACCACGCAGCAAUGACAGACUCGAUGUUCAUGGAGUGGCUUGAACACCGCCUUAGUCCAGCGUACAACGCGAUCCCUGAGUUCGAAGGCAAGAAGAUGAUUCUUGUUCUUGACAACGCCUCAUACCACCAUGGAUUUGACGCGGAAGUCAAAGUGCCGGAAACCAACACCAAGAAGCACAACGUCGAUCUGUUGCGUAAGUUUGGGGCCAAGUCGAUCAGGGUUAAACGUAAGGAGGGCGAACAGGGCUUUGUUGAGCACAACUUCGAGGUACCGUCAGAGCCUGGUUCCUCAUUCCCUGCAGGGAACAGAGAGGGCGGUGUAAGCAGAGCGGAGGUAGCAACGGCCACUCGGGAGUACAUCCGCCUCAAUUACCCUGAAAGGCUCGAGGAACGGGUGGUGACAUUCAUGAAGAAAAAGGGGUGGGCGUUGAUUUGGACGCCGCCCUACAUGCCGUCCUUUCAACCUAUCGAGCUUUUUUGGCAGCAUGGCAAGCAGUACGUCAGCCUUAACUUUGAGUUGAAGCGAAAGAUGCGGGAGGUGUGGGUGCAGAUUCGUCAAGGUUGGUACGGGGACAAGGAGUGGUCAGGCCAGGAGGGGGGGUGGAAGGCAGCCAAUUGUUCGAAGCUGGUUGAACACGCCAUUGGAGAGAUGAAUAAGUGGGUCAGGGAUCGUGAUGCAGGGCUUUCGGGUAAGAUAGGCAACCUGCAGAAACCGGACGGGUACGACAAAGAUGAUGUGUCGCCCGUGGGUGAUGUCGAGGAAGGGGUAGGGGAGCAGAUCCAGCAGGAAAGCGCAGAAUGGGGUGAUGGCAGCGACGAGGUUGAACCAUGA